AUGAGAGGUGCAGCAGCAACGAGUGGAUUGCAGUAGUCGGCGAAAGAUUAUUCGAACACAACCUAACACACAAUUCAUAUCGAAAGACUUUAAAUACAUUCCCUUUUUAUUCUCUUUCGAAAAUCAUCCAGAACAGGCAACAGCUUUGCCCUCGACAGAGCAAACUGAGUGUCUUAUUUUUGUCUAGAGCCAUAAAGCACAGUGUGUCAGUUCGUAUGAAGCUUUUUUGUCCAUAAAGACUUGAAUAAUGUCAACGACAUCGCUGGACAAAGAGCUGCAAGAGCGUCUGAGAGAGGCCAGUGCCAUCGGGGACAUUGAUGAAGUGAAGACUUUAGUGGAGAGCGGAGUGAACGUCAACUCACAGAAUGAGAUUAACGGAUGGACAUGUUUGCAUUGGGCCUGUAAAAGAAACCACAAACAGGUAGUGGCCUAUCUUUUGAACGCUGGAGCCGACAAAGACAUUCUAACUGCGAAAGAGGAGUUAGCCGUUCAACUCACAUCGAAGCCUGAAAUCAGAAGACUACUUGGAGUGGAAGAAGAAUACGUGCCUGAGGUUAAGGAGCCUGAGCUGCCGAUCAUUCCAAACUAUCUUUCCAACCCGCCCUUCCUGUACAGCAAGGUGGAUAAUGAUAAUCUGAGCAUAGCACAGCAUGUGUCGCAAAACGGCACCAACAAUCACUCUGAGCUUCUGGAGUCUGAACCAGCUACUUUGUCCCCAACACAAGAGCGGCAACUUCCACCUCAACAUCAACAGCCCAAGAGCCUUUACACGGACACCCAGAGCCAGCAAGAGUUGCCCUACAUCCCUGUUAUGGAGCACAAUGGCAUGGUACCAAACCUGGUGGUCAAUGGCACCCUGCCCAUGGAGCUCUCCACAGACACUCAUCACACCAAUCACUGCGAGUUUUCUCAUCCUCAUACUAUAGCACAGAAUGGCCCAGUGUGUCCCACGCUUUCUUCUCCCAGCGGGACCACCGGUCAGCCGCAGGUUCCCAACGCCACCAUCACCUGCCAGCAGUCAGUCCCGCAGCAGAUCAACUGCUCCCAGCUCGGUGGCUCUAUGCCUGCCUUCCAACCCUUCUUUUUCACCAGCACUUUUCCAGUCAAUGUACAAGAGCUAGUCCUGAAGGUGCGGAUCCAGAACACUAACGUGAGAGAGAACGACUUCAUCGAGGUGGAACUGGACAGGCAGGAGCUGACAUACCGCGCGCUCCUCCGCGUCUGCUGCCGUGAGCUGGAUAUCAGCGCCGAACACGUGGAGAAGAUCCGUAAGCUGCCCAACACCAUGCUCAGAAAGGAUAAAGAUGUGGCACGGCUACAGGACUUUCAGGAGUUGGAGGUGGUGCUGGAGAAAACGGAAGGCUUGUCGCUGUUCUCCGGGGGUCAGGGAGGACUGACCGAUAGGCCCUGCUACAACAUGAAGGCCUCCAGGCUCACCUACUAGCUUCACAGUAGUGCCAGCAUAGGGCAUGCUGACUCGCUGUCCAUCUGGGACUGUCUUACUCAUUUUGGAUCCCAAAGCAAGCUCCCAUCUUUCGCCCUUUUGGGUCGGAAAACCAUUCAAGUACAUAAUAACAUAUUAGCCUUAUUCCUCCUCUCCAAGUUUACAUAUUCCCCUUACUCAUUAAAAUAUGUAUCUUUAGUGCCUCCUCCUCCAGUGUAACCAUAGACAUUUUGAUUUUCAGUCUUAAAAAGCUUUGCCAGGUUCAACUCUUGAGAGGCUUUGAGAAAAUCACCUCUCAUCGCUUGAGUUGAUAUUUAAAUACAUUCAGCUCAUGAUUGGAGCUGGGAACAUAUUCAAAUCCACCCAUCUGCAUAGUGUUGUUCCAUGGCGUUUGUUCAGAUCUGUCUCACUGCCUUGCCUUCAUAUCGGGUCACUGUGUAAGAGUAGGUGCGUUCGGUCACUUCUGAUUGGUUGAUUGAACAUCCAGCCCACAAUGCAUACACAAUACUCACCUAUUUUAAGAGUGUUGUCAUAAAUGCUGCCAAAGCACUCGUUCAAUUAUUUCAACUUGUAAAACACUUUUAAAAUGGUUUUUUGGGUUUUAUGCUUGCAUUGACUGGAAGAAGCCACAAUUUAAAUAUAUAUUCCAUAUAUAUACAGACAUGCUUCGAAAUGAAGAAACAUUUUGUUGCCAGACAACUCUGUGCUCUUUAACAACAACAACAACAAAAUCUGGGGAAAGCUUUCUUUUUAUUUAACCAUUUCGAAUUUCAGUGCUGUAUUUCAAAUGCUGUUUUAUCAGUCAUUGUAAGCCAAAUAACUUGUUCUACAAACUCUUCUAUAUACUGUAAGCAUGGGCUGUUGGGAAUAGACUGUAUGAUCUUGUAUGAAGGCAACAUUUCCCUUGUUUCUCUUGAACUAAAAAAUGUAGCACAAGCUUUCUUAUAUUCCCCAUAGGAGGUGUUUAAUUGGAGAUAUUUAUCCACAAAGAGCUUCCAUUGGUUCUCAUAUUGAAUUCCAUUGAGAAGGUUUGGCGCUUUGAAUUUAAUUUAAGAUAUGUAAUACUGACAUUUGUUAAGCAGGAUCUCUAUUUAAGGUAGCCCAGUAAUAGUAGUGCCAUUUUAUGAAAUACAAUAGGUUUGGAUAACUAAAGACUUUGGGCAAAUGCUUGAGGUUUGAUUUAGAGGAGAUGCAUAAACACUACGUGGUUGUAAAUUAGCCUUUUGACUCGAUAGAGGUUGUGUUACUGUGAGAACAAUACUCUGAAGUCAUAAUUUCUAAAGAUUUGUCUACUAAGGAAUUGGUUUUAGUUUUGUUGGAGGGUUUGUUUAACCAAGCAUAUUAUCAUUAAACAUUUGUUAAUGUUAUUGUUGUUCAAACUUAACAUUAGCCCCUUGAAAAGACAUUGCUAAAUUAUUUACUUUUCUAAUUGUGCAAUUUUUUUUAGUGUGAUAUAUGCUAAAUACUAGAAUUUGAGGAUUAAAAGAAGUAUUAUACACUUCAGUUUAAAUGAAACAAUCUGUCUCUCUAAUUAUUAUUUUUUUAUUAUUAUUAUUGUAAAAGGCACAGCAAAGAAAAACGGCCCUGGCCCUUUAUAGGUUUUUUUUUUUUUUACCUUCGAAGGAGGCAGGUUUAAAAGUUCAGGAGUUAGUAUACAAAUUAGAAAAGCGCUUGACCAUAUUCUAAUUUGUCAUGUUCUUGAAAUCAUUGAGAGCCAGAUAUUUUACAUGUUCCAUGUGAUGCAACAGGUGUCUUUUGUUUUUCUGGUGUUUGCUAAAGAAAAAAUACAGACUAUAUUACUCCUUUGAUAAGCAUGGGACAAAGUUAUCCAUAUCUUUGCUUCCUGAAUUUAACUGCAUAUGGAGAGACCAUCUUUAUUGGAACAAAACACUAAUCCAUUGCACCAUGCCAUUGCAAACCCUCACCAAUAGAGGACAGUCUUGGUAAAAGAUGAGACCACAGACAGCACUAUGCUUCCUGUAGGAGGAAAAGUGUUUUUCCACACCAUUACACUCAGUAGACCUCUGCUGGAGCUUGUGUAGGGUCUAUACAGCACUUCAGAGUUUUUGGCCCUGACUAUGCAGCAUUCCAAAGACGUUUCAUAAUGACUUAAAAUCCAUUUAGCUGUUUUUUCCCAUCUUUGUUGCAGGGCUGAUGUAUGGUAUUUUUAAUGGACCUUAUACCGCAGUCCCUUAAAUCACGGCCAUCUUGAUCCAAGAUCAGCUUCUAUGGUCUGGCUCAAAAAGCUAUGGCAUGUAUUAGGAAAAAGAAGGAAUAAAGGAUAUGAUCUUUCAGGGCAUAGAUGCAACUCAAAGUUUCAUUCAAAUUAUGGAAACAAUAAAACAUGGGUUCCGUCAAUGAAAUGUAGAUUAAUCUUCAGUUGUCAGACAAGCCAGUCUAGGACAAGCUGAAAAUUGCAAUUAUAUUGCUAAUAUAAAGUGCAAUUAUAACAUUUUUAAUUAGGCAAACUGUAUUUAAUGUAUUGGAACAUUCGCUAUCACAGACACCGGGUUAAUCAUUUAUAUAUAUAUAAUAAUUUUAUUUAAUUAUUACUGUGAUACAUACAUUUUAGAAAUUAAAAUAAGUUAGUGUGCAAUUUGAGUCUUUUGCUUAAGGUGUGUUGGCCUUCUUUAUAGGAAUGUUCUGAGUUCAAUACAAGUUAAGCUCAAUCAACAUUUGUGGAAUAAUGUCAGUCACCACAAAAUAUUAUUUGACUCACCCUUCGUCAUUUUAGGGUUUACUAGUGUGUCAUGUAGUCAUGGCAACGUAGUUUUAAAAUUGGAUAUAAUUUUACACUAAAAAUGUUAUUAGGUAAGAGAUAACGUACUGUCAGCCGGUUGUUAUCGCAAAAUAAACCCCGACAGGGUGAUCAUGGUUCUCAUAUCAGCCUGAAGGGGUUUAUUUUGUGAUAACCGGCUGACAGUACAUUAUCCCACUUAUAACAUGGCUAUUAACCAAAUAAAUGAAUACAUGAAAAUAUUGAUUUGCGUUGGAAUUUUGUAAUUAUGUGAGAAGAAAUAAAUCACUGAACAACUGAAAUCCAUCUUUCCAUGU
Molecule: messenger RNA, 4498 nt
Organism: Myxocyprinus asiaticus (Chinese sucker)
Lineage: Eukaryota; Metazoa; Chordata; Actinopteri; Cypriniformes; Catostomidae
Product: ankyrin repeat domain-containing protein 40-like
Exons: 5
Coding region: 248-1444 (398 amino acids)
Molecular function (GO): protein binding
Source: RefSeq, a predicted model, not a curated record